UAUUACCGGAGGUAGGCCGGAGGGUCGAAUGAUAAGUAAGCCAAAAUCACCUACCCCUGAACCUGAAGAAAAUGACUAUUAUUCAUCUGGCCCAUCAACAGGCGAAACUAGCAACUUCACUACUUAUUUUGUGAACACCAUUUCUGUCCCACGGGACGAAAACGAAAGCGACGAAAAAUGUGGGCCGAGCUGCUAUCAAAUUGAUAUGCCCCCUUUUAGCUGGAAAAGAUUAUGGGCUUUUACAGGGCCUGGUUUCCUUAUGAGUAUUGCGUACCUGGACCCAGGUAACAUUGAGUCAGAUCUGCGUUCUGCAUCUCUUGCCGGAUUUCAGUUGCUAUUCGUGUUAUUUGUUGCAACUAUAAUGGGUUGGAUGAUGCAACGCCUUGCUACGCGAUUGGGCGUCGUCACGGGACUGAACUUAGCAGAAGUUUGCAACAGAAAAUACAAGAAAAUUCCGCGGAUAUUUUUGUGGAUCAUGGUUGAAAUUGCCAUUAUCGGAUCUGACAUGCAGGAAGUAAUAGGAAGUGCAAUCGCAUUUGUCUUGCUUUCAGGCGGUGCUAUACCACUAUGGGCUGGAGUAUUGAUCACAGCAAGUGACGUGUUCAUCUUUCUUACGUUGGAUAAAUACGGUUUGCGUAAAUUGGAGGCAUUGUUCGGAGUUCUUAUCACAACUAUGGCCCUUACAUUCGGAUACGAGUACGUAGUUGUUGCUCCCGAUCAGUCGGAAGUAGUGGAAGGCCUGUUUUCACCAGUGUGUAAAAAUUGCGGUUCUCAGCAACUACUUCAAGCUGUCGGUAUUAUCGGCGCGGUUAUUAUGCCUCACAACAUUUAUCUGCACUCUGCCUUAGUCAAAUCUAGAGACAUCGACAGAACCAAACCGCGAAUGGUCAGAGAAGCAAACUUCUACUAUCUAAUCGAAGCUGCUAUCGCGUUGACUAUUUCAUUUACAAUAAAUUUGUUUGUGGUUGCAGUUUUUGCUGAAUCAUUUUACGGCGUUACAAAUGCGGAACUGAAUGCCAAAUGUGCAAACACGACCAUCCCAAACAGCGCUGGUGCUUUUAGCUUCGACGAAACCACGGCAAAUCAAACAGCGCACACCGACCUAUUCAAAGGCGGUAUAAUUUUAGGUUGUUACUUUGGUCCCGUUGCGUAUUACAUUUGGGCAAUUGGAAUUCUUGCCGCAGGUCAGAGUUCAACGAUGACUGGAACAUAUUCUGGCCAGUUUGUCAUGGAAGGAUUCUUGGAUCUCAAAUGGUCAAGGUUCAAACGAAUUCUUCUCACAAGAUCAAUUGCUAUUGGCCCUACACUUCUCAUGGCUAUUUUCACCGAUGUAUACAGUUUAACCGGACUAAAUGACUUGCUGAAUGUACUUCAAAGUCUUCAGUUACCCUUUGCACUCAUCCCAUUACUACAUUUUACCACAUCUUCGGAUGUCAUGAAAGAUUAUAAAAAUUCUUGGAUCUGGUUCACAAUCGGCACCCUACUUUCACUUACAGUUAUUGGAAUAAACAUAUUUUUCGUCGUCGUGUAUAUUGGGCAACUUCCCCACAUUGCUUGGUACAUUUUUGCUGCAAUAAUAGCCAUAUGCUACCUUGUUUUCGUGUUAUAUCUCGUUUUCCUAUUAAUUUCAAAUCUAUUUGGAGUCUGUAACUUUGGCGUUGGUACAAAUGCUUACACUCUAGAAAUGACGAAUGUGAACGACAUGUACGAUGAUCGAGAUGAUGAUAUUUAUGACGAACCGAAUCCUUCUAAUAUUCAUUGUUCGUAGUAUCAAGGUUGAUCCGUAAGAAAGUUUUGUAUACCAUAAGCACCAAUGACAGAGUCGACGUUUGGUUGGAGUCUGCCUCCUGGUUGUUUUAAAAGUUUUCAAUCAGUCAAACAAAAAUAAACAAAUAUAUUGCAUCAUCAGUAUUAUUUAAAUUAUCAUUUGCACAUUAGCA
This is a messenger RNA of Styela clava, 1940 nucleotides long. NCBI's taxonomy places the organism in Eukaryota, Metazoa, Chordata, Ascidiacea, Stolidobranchia, Styelidae. The record is from RefSeq and is a predicted model, not a curated record.